Messenger RNA from Eleginops maclovinus (Patagonian blennie), 2974 nucleotides. RefSeq names its product beta-1,3-glucuronyltransferase 3 (glucuronosyltransferase I) (gene b3gat3). Gene Ontology annotation, cellular component: Golgi membrane. NCBI's taxonomy places the organism in Eukaryota, Metazoa, Chordata, Actinopteri, Perciformes, Eleginopidae. Gene Ontology annotation, biological process: carbohydrate metabolic process; chondroitin sulfate proteoglycan biosynthetic process. Bases 166 to 1167 code for a protein of 333 amino acids. The record is from RefSeq and is a predicted model, not a curated record. Gene Ontology annotation, molecular function: galactosylgalactosylxylosylprotein 3-beta-glucuronosyltransferase activity. The transcript is spliced from 8 exons.
CGCUGAAACCGGAAGUUGUUGGUACAUUGCUGCAAAAUAGAUGUCCGAGCUAAUGUAGCUGUAGCCGAAUGAAUGGAUGCUCACCUCUUCAAGAUGACAUAAACUUUUAAUCUCAAACCUCAACUCUGUCUUCCACGUUUUCCCGCCUCGGCUGGCCAGGGUACCAUGGCAACAAGGAUGAAGCUGAAGCUGAAGACGGUGUUUGUGCUCUACUUCAUGGUCUCGCUGCUUGGCCUUGUCUAUGCUCUGAUGCAGCUUGGUCAGCGCUGCGACUGCUCUGAGCAUGACUUGCCUAAAGACCGUACCAUAUCACGGCUGCGAGGGGAGCUGCACCGUCUUCAGGAGCAAAUGAGGAACUCGGAGGCUACCAAGAAACCACAGAAACCUAUAACUAAUCCCACCAUCUUUGUCAUCACCCCGACUUACGCAAGGCUGGUGCAGAAGGCCGAGCUGACGCGUCUGUCGCAGACCUUCCUCCAUGUUCCUCAGCUGCACUGGAUUGUGGUGGAGGACUCGCCACACAAGACACCGCUGGUGUCCGACCUCCUGGUGAAGAGUGGCUUGACCUACACACACCUACACAUGCCCACCGCCAAGGACCGCAAACUGCAGGAGAAUGACCCCAGCUGGCUGAAGCCUCGUGGGGUGGAGCAGAGGAACGAGGGACUACGGUGGCUCAGAGAGGACAGAAGGGCUCAUCCCGGAGGAGACAACCAGCAGGGAGUGGUCUACUUUGCCGACGACGAUAACACAUACAGCCUGCAGAUAUUUGAAGAGAUGAGGAGUACCGAGCGAGUGUCGGUGUGGCCGGUGGGGCUGGUUGGAGGGAUGAAAUAUGAGAGGCCUGUGGUCGAAGGAGGAAAGGUGGUUCGUUUCCACACCGGUUGGCGUCCGAGUCGUCCCUUCCCAAUGGACAUGGCGGGCUUCGCCGUCUCCCUCAAGCUGGUGCUGGCCAAUCCAGAGUCCUGUUUCGACGGCGAAGCACCGAUGGGCUUCCUGGAGAGCAGCUUCCUGCAGGGACUGGUCACCAUGGACGAGCUGGAGCCCAAAGCAGACAACUGCUCUAAAGUGCUUGUGUGGCACACACGGACAGAGAAGCCCAAGAUGAAGAGGGAGGAGGCUCUGCAAGCUCAGGGUCUGGGCUCAGACCGUGCAGUGGAGGUCUGAGGAACACACACACACACACACACACACACACACACACACACACACACACACACACACACACACACACACACCCUGUACUCCGCUGUAUAAUGCUGCACAUGUAACUGCGUUGUAAAUACUGUAAAGCAGGAACACAUAUCUGUUAGAGGAGUGUUAUCUUUUGUGUCCGGUAGUUAAUGUACGUGUGUGUAUAUAUUGAGUGAGUGUGUCAUCACAACAGUGUAUGUUAGUGUAUGUAUCAGGUUUUAUUUUAUUAUAGUGAGUUAGCGACUUUGUCCAGCAGUCCAGUGGAGGAUGAUUCUGGAGGUUGCCUGAUGGGGGCGCCACUUUUAAACCUUCCAAAGCCAUGCUGUUACACCUCCAGGUCGUUUCUCCCUCGCAGCUCAUUACAGAGGUCCAUGCUUAUAUCACUCACUUGUUUACUUGUGUUCAAUGUAAAUCCCGCAGUGUGACUCACUCCUGAUGGACAUUAGGUAUUUAGACGGCUGAGCUACUCCAGCCUCUGUUUCCAUUAGUGCAGCCUGAUUUCUGACCGGGGUACAGUUGUAACGGAGCACUUUAUUCUUGCAUGGCUUCUAUUACACGUGAUGGGUGUCUGUAAGUCUGUACUCAAUCAUAUGGAUGUGUGUUUACAUCCAACAAGGAGGUUAUGUUCUCAGUUUAGCUCGUUUUUGACAAUAAUUAUGGUAAAGAAGGCCAUUUCACAGACAUCACUAGUACAACGGCGGGUGAAAAAGACAACAAAGACAAACAAAGUAGGCAGCAAUUGUGCAUCAAAGCUGUACAGGCAAGAACGUGUUUAGCAAUUUUAUGGAAUAGGUACUGGCCUGACUGAAAGCUGUGGAAAGGGAUCUAGCUUGGGCAAAGGAAGAACCCAUUUACUUUAGAGCCAAUCUAAAUUAACGGGCGGAUAUUAUUUAGUUUUUAAAAGACCACAUGAGCUCUGGGAAAGCACAGACUUCCACUUAGGUCGUUUGUAUUGGAAAAAAUGAUGCAUGUAUCCAUUUCAGGGUUGGUCUCUAGAUCUUCUAUAAUUUUCCUGAGCCAGACAAGCAGAAAUGGUAACCUCGUUGGCGGCAGUAAAAGCCAUCCCCAUCAUAGGCAUGAUAAUAAUCUUUUAUGCAACCUGUCUAAUCAAAAUGCAUUUGCAAUCAAAGUACAGUAAUCGUAUUGUGGAGCAGAGGUGCAUUUCUUUACAGUUAAAUGUGCUAUAAUAAUAGAUAAUAGUUAUAUUAAUGAAGUUCUCACACACCUGUGUUACACACACGAGUGGUGCAACAACAACAACACAAACAUGGAGGAUACGUUUCCACACCCAGUGGUGUUAACGCUGGUUUUCACAACCGCUUGUUCUAGCCAGCGUUUUUAUAUGUAUAUUUUUAGUGAUGCUUUUUAAAAACAUAGGGCUUGUGGAAUCCAUUUAGGAGCCCUGAAUUAAGGGAUCAAUACUACUGAAACUCAUAGGAAUUAUAAUACAGUAUGCAAGAUAGCAGAUAGAAAACAUGGCGUGUUAUAUUUCCUCGCUGAUGACAAGAAAAAGACUUGAAUUUGCAUUUUAUAGGCAGGGAAUCCCUGGAACUUCACAGUAGCUAAAUAAAAUCACAGAUCAAACAAGUGCUGCGCAGCUCCUGCUGUAUGAUAGUGUAAAAACAGCUAGUGCCUGCUUUAGUUUAACUAGUGCCUGUAAGUCAUUUCUUUACUGGUGUAUUAUGUAUUUAUUAUUGUAAUAAUAUUGUUCUAUACAUUGUACAAUGUGAUAAUGUCCGUCAUUGACCUUGAAAAUAAACAAAAAUAAUGUAAAAAGUCA